AUGAAUCAGUUCGGCAAGGUGGUGGAGAUCGCAGAUACUUUCGAAAACGCCUUCUCCGAAGUGCUGGACACGUACGAAUAUAUAGGAGAAAACUUACCCUUGCUCUUACAAUACCAAGAGCUGUUUCGCACCAACCCUCACAUGAUUAAGGUACUCUCACUCAUGUACGAGGACAUCCUCAAGUUCCAUCGCAUUGCCAUCCAAUAUUUCCAGCAGCGUCUCUGGAAGCAGCUGUGGCAUGCGACGUGGAAAACCCAACAAUCACGUUUCUCCAAUAUUAUUUCAGGUAUGGCACGGUAUCGUGCUUUAAUCGAAAGCCAAGCAGGCCUGGUCCAGAUUGCAGAUUCCCAGGAAUCGCAUCGUCUAGUGGACGACUGGCACAAUGCCGAAGUGCAAUAUGAAUCCUUGCGCCGAUCACGCACAGUUUUCAACUGGCUCAGAGCACCUGAUGUUGAUGGAAAUCAGUAUAAUUUGACCCAGACGCGAGCAAAUAAUCCUGGUACUGGAAGCUGGCUUUUGGACAACCAAGCUUUCAAAGAUUGGUUCGAUCCGAACUACCCCAAAAUACCUCCUUUGCUUUGGUUGAAUGGGAUUCCAGGCGCCGGAAAAACUGUCCUCGCAUCUCUCACAAUAGAGGAAGCCCGAAAGCUCACCCCCAAACCAACGGUUCUUUUCUUUUAUUGCAAACACGGCGAUCCCGAGCGUAACAGCUUUUUAGCAUUGGCGCGAAGUCUGCUCGCCCAAAUUUUGGAGCGGGACCAAAAUCUCCUUCUUUAUUUCUACCAGGAAUGCUGUGAUAGCAAAGAAGCGGUGCUUACUUCCUCGGAGAAAGUCACCAAGCUUUUGGAAUUUGCAUUCAAGAACUGCAAGAUUGCAUAUAUUAUUAUUGACGGGGUCGAUGAGUGUGAAAGAGACCAACGGAAAAGCAUCGCUCAAUGGUUCAGAACAUUGGUCGAAAGCCUGCCCAUUACCGAGCCCUGGAGGCUACGCUGUCUUUUCACAAGCCAAAACGACAGUCUGGCGUGCAAAAACUUCGAUGAGAUUGCAAGUCUUACUAUAGGACCAGAUGAUAUUAAAAAUGACCUUCAAGGCUUUUGCCGGCGUGAGGCAGAUCAACUGAGAGCUUCUUUGUAUAUCUCAGAAGACAUGACUGAUAGUAUCGCUGCGAUGGUAGCUCAGCAAGCUGGCGGCAUGUUUCUACUUGCAAAACUGAUUUGGUUGAAUCUAUCCGCACAGACUACAAUCGUAGGGCAGGAACAAGAGCUGGAUCCAAAUAUUUUCCCCUCUGGGGUAAAUGAUGCAUUCUUGGUCAACGAAGGGUUUGUCGAUCCAUUGCAACAAGGUAUCAGAAUGGCAACUCGAUGUAUUAACUAUCUGAACUUUCCACUCUUCGUGAACACGCCGCUUGAGCAUAAUAUUCGCCGCGGAGAUUAUGGAUUUAUGGAAUAUUCCAUUAUCCACUGGGUUCGACAUCUUGAAGGAGCAAUUGCGGAAGCAAAUCGCCGAAUCGAAAGAACAAAGGCAGAAGCAACCGGACCUCGUCAAAGUACGCCCGAGGAACUAGAUGCACUCAAGCACUACAAAGCUCUGUGUGAAGAAGAUUACCCAGGUAUUAUGGCUCUCCUUGCUGAGUCAUUAGGUGUCUUCGUUGAUCUGCAUUGGUCUCCGCCACAGAAAUAUCUAGAGGUAUCGGCCCGGAAUAAAAAAAGGCUCCAAGUCUUCCAAGAUGCCACCUUCUAUGAGCAGCUGGAGCAAAUUGUUGUCUCAACCAAGAAGCAACUCCACUCAUUUGGUCAGCUCAAGCAAGAAGGAUUUGCACUGAACCUAUUCAACCUUGUGGGUGAUGUCCGUGAAACCCGUCGUCUAAAAAGGACAUGGUACAGAAAUAUGGGGACAAUCCUGUUCCGAUGCCCACAUUUCAGCUGCCAAUUCUUCUUCUCUGGUUUUCCCUCAUCUGAGAAGCGAGAUGAACACAUCAGCAGACAUAAUCGAGCAUGGAGGUGCAGUGACGAAAAGUGUACUGGUUUUACAUUUGGUUUUGUAUCAGAGAUCAGCCUGAAAAGGCACAUGAGGGAUGCCCACCCGGAUGCGUCGCAGAGCCAAGACUUUCCAUCCGACAGAGACAUCGAGCUGAGCCUUCGGCAAAGGACACCCAUGAUGCAAGCUACUCCUCAGCGGGCACCUGAAGUGCAGAAUGCACAAGCUGUGCAAGCAACACCUGAUAUUACAGUUCAUACACAAGAGCCAUCAAGCUCAGACUCUGAGCCAGAGGUCCGACCCACGAAACGUACGAAGACUCGAGAGAAGCAAGACUUCGAGUGCCCACAUUGUGCAAAGGUCUUCAAAAGGCUCUUUAAUCUCAAAUCUCGCCUCUUGACACACGGCGGAUCGUCCGUUUUCAAGCGCUUUUCCAGAAAGAAUGAUUGCAAUCGACAUAAGAAGAUUCAUUCAGGCGAGAAAGAUUGGGUCUGUGAGGGUUGUCUGGUAUCUUUCGUUCGUGCGGACAUGCUCAAAAAUCACCAUCGCGCGCCAAUAGGUCAAGCCUGUCUUGCCAAAAUCAAAGCCAGAGACAGGGUUUUGUGCCUUGAGUGCGGUUCACUUAUGUAA
Penicillium hordei is the source of this 2607-nucleotide messenger RNA. Its product is annotated as ATP-binding protein. Lineage: Eukaryota; Fungi; Ascomycota; Eurotiomycetes; Eurotiales; Aspergillaceae. The transcript is spliced from 8 exons. The record is from RefSeq and is a predicted model, not a curated record. Bases 1 to 2607 code for a protein of 868 amino acids.